Molecule: messenger RNA, 1446 nt
Organism: Acanthosepion pharaonis
Lineage: Eukaryota; Metazoa; Mollusca; Cephalopoda; Sepiida; Sepiidae
Source: the annotation of a GenBank genome assembly
AUGUCCGACGCUAUCUAUCUAUCUAUCUAUCUAUCUAUCUAUCUAUCUAUCUAUCUAUCUAUCUAUGUCAAUCCAUUCAUAUCUAUAUAUUUGCAUAUCUAUCUAUCUAUCUAUCUAUCUAUCUAUCUAUCUAUCUAUCUAUCUAUCUAUCUAUCUAUCUGUCUGUCUGUUGGUCUAUCUAUCUAUCUAUCUAACUAUCUAUCUAUCUAUAUACAUAUGACAGUCCGUUCAUAUCUAUCUAUCUAUCUAUCUAUCUAUCUAUCUCUAUUCAUAUAUACAUGUCAGUCUAUUCAUAUCUAUCUAUUUCACUCCAUGCAUUUCUAUGUGUCUAUCUCAUUCAGUCCAUCUCUCUCCCCCUCCCUCUCUCUCUUUUCCAUCACUCUCUCUCUCUAUAUAUAUAGAGAGCUAUCUAUAACAGUCUGUUCAUAUCUAUCUAUCUAUCUAUCUAUCUAUCUAUCUAUCUAUCUAUCUAUCUAUAUUCAUACAUGCAUAUGUCACUCUGUUCAUAUCUAUCUAUUUAUGUCAGUCCGUGCAUAUCUAUGUGUCUAUCUCAUUCAAUCCAUCUCUCUCUCUCCCUCUCUAUCUAUCUAUCUAUCUAUCUAUCUAUCUAUCUAUCUAUCUAUCUAUCUAUCUAUCUAUCUAUCUAAUCUAGCUAUCAAUCAUAGUCUGUCAGUCUCUCUAUCUAUCCCAUUGGAUCUAUCUAUCUAUCUAUCUAUCUAUCUAUCUAUCUAUCUAUCUAUCUAUCUAUCUAUCCACCUUCAUAUAUACGUAUGCCAGUCUGUUCAUAUUUAUCUAUGUCAGUUCGUGCAUAUCUAUGUGUCUAUCUCAUUCAAUCCAUCUCUCUCUCCGUCUCUCUCUCUCUCUCUCUCUCUCUCUCUCUCUCUCUCUAUCUAUCUAUCUAUCUAUCUAUCUAUCUAUAUGCCAAUCCUCUGUUAUUAUCUAUCUAUCUAUCUAUCUAUCUAUCUAUCUAUCUAUCUAUCUAUAUUCAUACAUACAUAUGUCACUUUGUUCAUAUCUAUGUCAGUCCGUGCAUAUCCAUGUCUAUCGCAUUCAAUCCAUCUAUCUCUCCUAUCUAUCUAUCUAUCUAUCUAUGUCAAUCCGUUCAUAUCUAUGUGUCUAUCUCUUUCAGUCCAUCUCUCUCUCUCUCUCUCUCUCUCUCUCUAUCUAUCUAUCCGUCUAUCUCAAUCCGUUCAUAUCUAUUUCUUUCCAGUCCAUCUAUCUAUCUAUCUCUCUCUCUCUCUAUCUCUAUCUAUCUAUCUAUCUAUCUAUCUAUCUAUCUAUCUAUCAAUCAAUCUAUCUAUGUAUCUAAACGUCUGGUUCCAGCAAAUGAAGCACGGAAGAAUCCUUCGCAUCAAUUUGGAGAACCGCACCACCAACAACGAGGCCCUCUCUUGUAUGUCUCUCCUCAGAAUCGAGGAAACCAUCGUUCAACAUCGCCUACACUAA